AUGUCUGAAGACGACGUUGCUUACACUGCCCUCCUCCGCCAAUUAUUAUCUGACAACUCAUCCACACGCAAUGCUCGUGUGCACUCUUGGAUAGAGCACCAGUAUGAUUUUGCUCUCUCAGAGUCAGACACCCCCCUCAACGAAGAUGUCGCUUCCGGCUGUUCCCGGGCUCCUUCACCUUCCCCGUCCUCCUCUUUGGGAGCGCACCGUACAUUCUCUUCUGACAGACCCGACUCUCCGCUCCUACCGAGGUCAUCGGUAGAUUGCUCUACACGAUCAGAGUCUUGUCCCUCUUACGAUGCUCUAUUUUUCCCUGUCUCUCCUUCUCAGACUUUUGCUGAGGAUGAGGUGAGGGAAGAGCGCGAACGCGAGCGCGCCCUUCGUUUCCUCGUGCAGGAAAUGUCACACUGGAAAAUGCAGUCCAGUCCUUCCACUCCGCGCAAGAACAUGGACAAGCCUUUACCUUGUCCUCCGCCACCUUCUCCGGCGACAUCCACUACGCAGUCCACUUCGUCACGUGUCAUGCGUUCACGUUCUUCAUCGAUGCGCAUGUCACGGCUACCUUCCUUCACAAGCACGUUGUCAUCUGAUCAGAGCCAAACACAAGACAUCUUCACUCCGCCAAUGCCCGUAUCCGUAAUUGUGCAUGGAGACACUCAACACGAACUCAUUUCUGACUUCAAGCGUUCUGACCCAAUGUUCCUCCGACGCAUGGAAUCUUUAAAUUUGAACGAGCAGGAUGAACAAGAGCUUUCUCUCCUCUCACCAAUCCAAGAUGAUCGUGACUCAGGAUACCCGUCUCCUACGCUCUCCAAUUUCUCGUACGCCCCAUCGCGUGAAACCGCGCUUACGAGUCCCUGCACCAGUUUUCCGACUUCGCCUGCGAGUGCGACUUUUGCUCCUUGCUUACCGGAAAAUAUCGCACUGCCAGCAUCCCCUGAAGCUGACCGCUUCCCGGAGGUGCCUCUUUCAUCCGAGGAUCGCGGUAAUGAUUCAUUUCCGACAUCUCCAUCUGACACGGCGCUUCCCGUAUCGCCAUCGACGACUGCAUUCCCCAUAUCACCAAGUACCACCAUAUUUCCCGCUUCUGCGCCCGAACUUGCAUUAUCGCCUGCUUUGACAAUUGAUCCCGCCACCCCUUCAUCGUGUCACUUCCCUUCUGACUCCAAAGAUUGUGUAAAUGAUGAUCCCGCACAAUCCCACCGGUUACGCACUUCCACUAACAGUUCGGGAGACCUUCAAAGCCGGUGGUCAGUUGCAACGACAGCAUCACUAACUCCGCCACCACCCGAUCCAAUGCCGUCGGGUACAUUCAUGAGGUCCAGGACUCCUUCGAGAGGCAAAAAGGACAAAGAAGUAUCAAAAGAGGUGAAAACCCCGCGCAAGCGCACCCGCCUUAUUAGUUUCAUUUCGAAACUUUCCCCGGGUCGUUCAGACAGCAAUGUUGCAGCCUCUACCGACUAUGACUUCUCUAAUGAGUCGGAUACAGACGAGAGAGUUGUCAAACCUGCAAAAACCAUCGGAAAGAAAUCUUCCCUAGCCAGUUUGCGGGCUUCGUUCUCUUUAUCUCGUGCCUCUUUCGCAUCUCAGCGUCCACCAGUGUCUUUGGUGGAGGUACCUCCGCUUCCAGUGUCGCCUACGCGUACGUCAUUCGGCGCAUCGCGUAUGUCUUUCGCAGCCGAUGGUGUGAUGGGCAGUGGGGAGGCAGUACCACCGGUGCCGACCAUCUCCUUAUCGAGAAUCCCUUCCCGCGCCACCGCGUUUGAUGAUGUCUUGCCGCCUAUUCCCCAGUCUGCUUCAACUAUUACAUCCUUCCGGAGUGCGUCUUUGGUUUCUCUGCAGACUUAUACCCCUCCUUCGGCUUCAGCAUCACAGCUCUCCUUGUUUCCGUCGCCCACCGCAAGUCAUAGUGCGUCAAGGUUGUCUCUAUUAUUGGCAGCUGGAUCUUCUAGGAACUCGGUGGUGUCCUCCGCCACAUUGGACGCACCCAUCUCCAUUCACCCCCUACCGAGUUCGACUCCCAGUAGAGCCAAGUCAAUCUUCAAACUAUCUUCGCGACCAAAAACACCCAAGGUUCGGGCCAUGGCAACUCCUUCAAAGCUUCCUCUUCCCCGGACGGUAUCUGUCUCGUCUUCUAAUAUCUCUAAUGGGGCAAGUCCAACUGCGUCGAAGAUCCCACCACCACCAACAACUUUCACACCCCCAUCAAAAUUAGCGUCAAUGCUUGCUUCGCAGUCUUCGUCGCGACUUCCUCAUCCAACAUCUCCUAACGCACCACCACCAACAUCUAAACUUCCACUUCCGCCGUUGAAGAUUGCUCCACCGCCAAAACAUGUUGUGCCGACUCCUCGGACGUCAUCUCUCCCACAAGCGAACCCUUCGACUAUGGAACCGAAGUCGCCUAUGUCAAUUGAUGGACCAACUGCACUGGUUUCGAAACUUCCAUUGCCUUCGGCGAUGAAGGCCUCCCGCACUACUACCGUGAUGGGCUUUUGGCGCAGGGCACAAUAG
Suillus clintonianus is the source of this 2511-nucleotide messenger RNA. RefSeq lists its product as uncharacterized. Bases 1 to 2511 code for a protein of 836 amino acids. The transcript is spliced from 2 exons. NCBI's taxonomy places the organism in Eukaryota, Fungi, Basidiomycota, Agaricomycetes, Boletales, Suillaceae. The record is from RefSeq and is a predicted model, not a curated record.